Uncinocarpus reesii 1704 is the source of this 249-nucleotide messenger RNA. RefSeq lists its product as uncharacterized. The transcript has a single exon. Lineage: Eukaryota; Fungi; Ascomycota; Eurotiomycetes; Onygenales; Onygenaceae. The coding region runs from base 1 to 249 and encodes 82 amino acids. The record is from RefSeq and is a predicted model, not a curated record.
AUGGCUCCAGCUGUUUCAUAUCACGGUGGCAACCACACACAGAUGACUCUGGGAACAAUUCCACUCUCAAUCCCAAAGGCACAAAUUGCACAGGGCAAAUUGAAUGACAACCCAGCUUGUUUCAGAAAAGCUAAACCAACUACUUGCGUGGAUGAAUCAACCGACCAAGAUUACCAAACAAUGUUUUGGAGACGCCAGGGGAAGAGUUACAAUGCCCUUGAGGUAUUUCUGCAUUCGUUUGUGGUGUGA